UUGUAAUUUGAGCAGUUAUGCAAUUAUUAUCUAGUGAAGCAAUAAUGGGGAGGAGAAUAGGCAUAGUAGGAGCAGGCAUAAGUGGUCUGUUAGCAUGCAAAUAUGCCCUUACUAAGGGCUACCAUCCCAUAGUUUUCGAGUCUCGAAACACUGUUGGUGGUGUUUGGACACAAACUCUAAAGACUACAAAGCUUCAAACUUGUAAACCAUUCUAUCAAUUUUCUGAUUACCAUUGGCCUUCUUCUGUCCAAACACUAUUCCCUGACAGCCAACAAGUUUUUGAUUACUUUCAAUCUUAUGCUAAUCACUUUAAUUUACUUAAGCACAUUAGAUUUAAUACCAAGGUGGUUAGCAUUAAGUAUGAAGGUCCAUCUGACCAAGACAUUCAAUCUUGGGCUCUUUGGGGUGGUAACGGUGACCCCUUCGGUGAUAAGGGAAAAUGGAUUAUCACCACCCUAGAUCUUCUCAGCCAAUCAAUUGAGAAUAAUACACAAGUGAUGGAAGUAGAUUUUGUGAUCUUGUGUUUGGGAAGAUACAGUGAUGUAGCAGACAUGCCAGAGUUUCCCUCAGGUAAAGGCCCGGAUGUCUUUGAAGGGAUGGUCAUGCAUUCUAUGGAAUAUUCUGCCUUGGACUAUGAAAAUGCUAGAAACUUGGUCAAUGGGAAGCGAGUUACUGUAGUUGGCUUCCAAAAAUCUGCACUAGACAUUACUAUAGAGUGCUCUAAUACUAAUGGUGUGGAACAUCCAUGCACAAUAAUAUGCAGGACUCCACAUUGGAAUGCAACCGAAUUCUUCCCCUGGAAAAGAUUAUAUUCGAAUCGCUUCUCUCAACUCAUGCUUCAUAAGCCCGGAGAAGGACUUGUACUCAAUCUCCUAGCCUCAGUACUUUCACCCUUGAGAUGGGGUAUGAGCAAAUUUGUGGAGAAUGAUAUUAAGAAAAAGCAGCCUAUAGAAAAAUAUGACAUGGUACCAGACCACAGCUUCCUACAAGAGAUGAGUUCCUGUUCAGUGGCGACAGUGCCAGCCGGAUUCUACGAAAAUGUUGAGAAAGGAAGCAUUGUAUUGAAAAGAUCCAAAACUUUUACUUUUUACAAAGAGGGUGUUUUACUUGAUAAUAAUAGUACUACUCAUGAUCACAUGGAAGCUAUCAAAUGUGAUCUGGUAAUCUUUGCUACUGGUUUUAAGGGGGAUCAAAAGCUCAAAGACAUUUUUGCAUCUCCAGGAUUUCAAGAUUGCAUUUUCGGCUCUCCUUCCAACACACUUCCUUUGUACAGGGAAUGUGUGCAUCCACGAAUUCCACAAGUAGCGGUGAUUGGUUUUUCAGAGAGCGCCGCAAACUUGUUCACUUCAGAAAUUAGAUGUCGUUGGUUAUUUGAACUACUUGAUGGAAAAUUCAAAUUACCAAACAUUCAAGAAAUGGAGAAAGAUGUUUUAGAAUGGAAUAAAUUUAUGAAGAGAUACUCUGGCAAGUACUUCAGAAGAUCUUGUAUGGGAGCAUUGCAUAUUUGGUACUAUGAUCAACUGUGCAAGGACAUGGGCUUGAACCCAAACAGAAAAAAGGGAUUUUGGGCCGAGUUGUUUGAGCCCUAUGGCCCAAGUGACUAUGCUUAAUUAGUGGUUAAUAUAAUUACACUAUUUGCCAUAUUGCUCUACCUAAACACAUCGAUACUCUUUGAGUUUGCCAAUAUAAUGUUUUCUUCUUUACAUUAUGAUAAUGGGUUUGUAUUAUUGGAAUUGGGAUCAAUAAUUCCAAAAUGAGGGCCUCCUUUUUUUUCUUUGUCACAAUAAUGAGCAAUCAAUUCACUUGAAUUUAUGAAAAGAGAUAAUUACAAGUUGUCAA
Molecule: messenger RNA, 1839 nt
Organism: Spinacia oleracea (spinach)
Lineage: Eukaryota; Viridiplantae; Streptophyta; Magnoliopsida; Caryophyllales; Amaranthaceae
Product: probable flavin-containing monooxygenase 1
Exons: 5
Coding region: 18-1610 (530 amino acids)
Molecular function (GO): N,N-dimethylaniline monooxygenase activity; flavin adenine dinucleotide binding; NADP binding
Source: RefSeq, a predicted model, not a curated record